CGAAGACGACUUCGAUCGUGCCCAUACUUCAAAUCUAGAGUUGUAUAAGUCAGCAAAAACCGCAAUCGAAUCAUCAAAGGAAGUAUGUCAUUAUGCGUUCAAAAGCUCAUUUACAGACCAUAUAAACACCCAUACAAAAGAAGUCGAGCUAUCCGUAUUUGGCACCUUAACUGAAAAUCAACCAGUGCAAUACCAUUCAAGAAAACAACCCUUGUUUCCUAGUGAAAUACAAGAAAAAUCAUUAAGAACCAGACCUGGAAGUUCUUCAGCAAGUUCUAUCGUUGAAGGAGCUUCUAAUUCCCUAUCAGUUAACAUCACCAAAGUUGCACCCCAUUUUCGAUUUAACUAUCGAACAAUAACUUCUAAAACAAAAUUGAGAAUCAUUUCACAAGGUAUCUUAUGUGGAGUUGAACCAGAAUCACAUUUAUAUAAGCUCAAACAACUAGACAUUUUACAACGGAAAAAGCAGAAACUCAACAAGAUUGUUAUCAUCGGAAUUCAUAGUUUCCUUCCUACAAAAAUGGUGAGAUCCCUCAUAGGUCAAAAUACAGGAAAUUCAAUUAAGUUUGUCAAUCAUGCCUCGACUGCAAUGUUGAAAUGGUUAAGUGAAGAUUGCGGUGCAUCUUUUAAUAUAGAUGAUUAUAGUAUAGAAACCAUUGCCCUUGAAGGUGCAGGGAAAGUUAAUGACAGAGUUGAGGUAUUAAGUAAACUACUUGAGAAUUGGUGGGAUAUUUUAGAGCAAGCAGAUGUAAUAUUUAUGGUUGGUCAUGGUUGUUCAACUGCGGUUGCAAUCAACUUAUUUGCUAAGUUAUUGAGAGAUCACCUGCAUUGGCAUAGAAAGAAGUUAGGGUUGUUGAAUAUGAGUGGAAUUAAUUUGGGUCCAUUUGCAGGGUUGGACUCCAAAAUUGUAAUUCGAGCAUUUUCACAGCUUGAGAAUGAAAUUAUUAAAGAAAUAUUCGACUAUCAAAAGCAGACCUCAGCCCUUUCUUUAAAAUUGAACGAAUCUUUGCGAGUGUUGAUGGAAUAUAAUGUCAAGGUUACAUUUACUGGAGUGCCAUCUGAUCAAUUUGUACCAUUGAGUUCAUCAUUAGCUGUACAUUAUCAACAUCCCAAUAUUCAUAGGAACUUGUUUCAACCUCAAGAAACACAUUCAGAAAUGCUUGCUCCAUCCAACCCUGCUACAUCUGAUUUAUCCACCAAUCCAUUCAUAACCAAUCUCCUUCUUGUCAUAUGCACGAUGAAAAAUUUGGGUCAUGAUAGUGACUAUAAUCUCAUCCGAGAAUUAAGCGAUCGAAUGGUGAAUGAAGGAGGUGUCAAUAAGGGUCAUUGCAAAAUAUUUGAUGAAGAACAGGUAUAUCUUGAAGCAAUUAGACAUACUCUUGAAAGUAGCAGUUUAAUUCACUCACACGAAUUAAGAAUAAAAUAUUUGAAACCAUUAGAUGGAACUUCAAGUUUUUAUAACUUACUUCCUUGGAAUAUUCGGAGUUUAUUCCAGGAUUUGGUUAAUAUUCGUCAUAUAAGAAGUUUGGAAUUGAUCAGAGAACUUUUGGAUAGAUUUCAAAGUUGGAAUCCAAGCAAUAAGCAAUGGAAAGAGUUUAAGUAUUGUUUGGAUGUUUUGAAUGAGUUUGAAGUUCAAGAUUUGUUUCUUUAGGAGAGCAUAUACAAUUUUAAUAAAGGUUUAUAACAAAAUUUACCCAUACAUAGAGAUGCUACCUAACAAAUAGGCUGCACGUUUUGUCUUGCCGUAUUACAAUCCAAUGAUCUUUGACCGAGUAAAAGGUAUGCAUGUUUGACUCCUUUUUUACACAUUCGUAAGGCAUCUUGUGGUUGCGGAACAAACACAACAAGUAUCCUCUUACGUCAGAAAUAUAUGUUCAAAUGCCCUACUAAAGAUAUGCCGUGGAGGGCACUGAUAUACGGAUCAAUGCCUUUUUGUGUUAUCUUCAGCGUGUGUAUCUAGCAUACAUAGUUUAGAUUUCUCUAUAUCACGUGUUGAUUCGUAUCUUGCAACCAAGGCAAAAAAAAAAAGCAACAAGAUCCAAAUUGUUGAUCCUCAUCGGAAAGGCGGUGGGUUUUCCGUGGAGCGCAAUAUUUCAUUUGUUUACCUACAUGGUAUCGGCAUUCUGGGAUCAUCGCAUAAAGGUCGCCUUAGCUGCUGCAAGUAUCACGAGCAUCUGACCGUAUAUAUUGGAUACGAAUGAUAAAGGGGGGGGACACCCACCUUCAAAAAUCGAUGACAUUUUGCAGUGACAGGAAGUU
Messenger RNA from Spathaspora passalidarum NRRL Y-27907, 2259 nucleotides. RefSeq lists its product as uncharacterized. Lineage: Eukaryota; Fungi; Ascomycota; Pichiomycetes; Serinales; Debaryomycetaceae. The coding region runs from base 590 to 1651 and encodes 353 amino acids. The record is from RefSeq and is a predicted model, not a curated record. The transcript has a single exon.